CGGCAUUGCUCCAAACAUUGUGCAAUAAUAUUUAACAGACAGAAAACCUGUUUCUUGUUUCAGGAUUCAGUUGAGAAUGGCGGGAGACCGGCAGAAUACUGAACUUGAAUCCUAUAGUUGUGACGAGGAUGAAGACCUAUUGACGGGAUUUGACGAAGAAACCUUCUCAGAUAUUGACAUUACUCGUCUAUCCACUCUACCGGAGCUCCUGGUCAGUGACGAGAUGAAUCAAACUGAAACCCUUGACGAGGAGCGUGAGAGCCUCGCGUGCACCGAGACCGGAAGUCAGAUUGCGCGCAGUAUUAUUUCGAAUAUCUUCCGGAAAAUUGACGUAAGAAAUUAUAUCGGAGAAAGCCUGAAUCCCUCCGAUGAAAAGACGGAGGUGAUUGAAAUGUUGAGUAAUCAGGUGAUGAGUAGAGUAGGAGAGAAGGAUAAGAUGAGCAGUAUUCAAACCACCUCAACGGAUCCGGAUUCUGUAGUUCAGUCUCCGAAAACUGUUGAGCGAAUCUCGAAUUGGAUCAACGAUUUGCAGAGCAACGUUAGUCUGGACGGAUACAUAUCGUAUUCGUCCCCGGUGACAAUUAAAAGUCGAAGUUCAGCAUCAAAGAAAAGUUUCAACAUUAUGUCCAUUGGAUCAAAGGAUGAAGACGUUUACUCUGAUCGGGAAGAGGAGGAUGAUCAACCUUCAGGGUACACUACUCUUCUCACACCCAGUAGUAGGUUUGAUGUCAGCUGUUUCGAGUCUCCAAAAAUCAGGUUGGAAGCUCAUAGAUUGAACAGCUCCAUCAACUCCUUCAGCUCCUGGUUGAGCAGGAAGGAUGAGGAGGAGGAGAAGAUGGAUUUAAGACAUAGAAAGCAAACUCAAGCUCUUGCUAACCUUCAGUACAAUAAUCCAGAGAAACAAGGUGACGAAUUCAUGCUUUUAUCAUGCUGGGUGUUUUCACAAAAUCUUGCGUUUUUGACUGGGAUGAUUUUCUUCUGAAAUUCAAAAUUAUUU
Messenger RNA from Eurytemora carolleeae, 997 nucleotides. RefSeq lists its product as uncharacterized. Bases 77 to 982 code for a protein of 301 amino acids. The record is from RefSeq and is a predicted model, not a curated record. The transcript is spliced from 4 exons. NCBI's taxonomy places the organism in Eukaryota, Metazoa, Arthropoda, Copepoda, Calanoida, Temoridae.